Molecule: messenger RNA, 1306 nt
Organism: Agrilus planipennis (emerald ash borer)
Lineage: Eukaryota; Metazoa; Arthropoda; Insecta; Coleoptera; Buprestidae
Product: SUN domain-containing protein 3-like
Exons: 7
Coding region: 29-1123 (364 amino acids)
Biological process (GO): nuclear envelope organization
Cellular component (GO): meiotic nuclear membrane microtubule tethering complex; nuclear envelope
Molecular function (GO): protein-membrane adaptor activity
Source: RefSeq, a predicted model, not a curated record
GUUGAUAAAACGUACCGUCACUCUUACAAUGUAUAAGGGAAAUUCUAAAAAACAAGAAUCAUUUAAAUGUAAAAGUACUGCAACUGGUAGAUAUGAUAGCACAUACGGUUUCAUUGACUUCAACAAGAUAGUCCCAAAUCCUGCGGAUUUUCUUCCCAGUGGAAUAAAGUUACUCAAAAAUAUCGAAAAAAGUCAUAAAAAUAAAAUAUUAGCAAAUCCAAAUAUUUUCAAAAGAAUAUCCAUUCUGUCGUUAGUUUUCAUAAUUAUCGUAGUAAUUUCAAAAAUUUUAUGCAAUUCAUAUUCAAGCUGGUUAAAUCCUAAACAAAAUGAAAGUGAUACAUGCACCAUGUUAAUUGCAAAAAAUUCGAAAAAUAAUUAUUUAAAAGAAAUUUAUCAGACCGAAUGGGAUGAUGUUUACGAAAAUAUUCGUAAACUUCAACAACAAACUGAUAAAAUAAAAGCUAAACUGGAAAUGGCGUCAAAUCGACAGCGAAAAUUGAAAACGAAAAUUGAGGAUCUCAAAGCUGAAACCCUUUCUAUACUCGCGAGAAAAUUCGAAGAAGUGAACGUUAAAAUCGAGGAUGCUUUUACCUUGUAUGAUGCCGAUAAAAUAGGAAGGACAGAUUACGCUCUCGAAAGCGCUGGUGGUAGCGUGUUAUCAACCCCUGGCACACACCCCUAUCCGUCAAACAGAUACGUGAACUUUUUGGGAAUAAAAGUACAAUCGUCAUCUGAUCCUUUGAACAUUAUCAGACCUGGUAUUUUCCCGGGACAGUGUUUUGCUUUUCGGGGUCAAAAGGCACGGAUUAGAAUUCAGCUUGUUCGUCCAAUAAUAAUUGAUUCGGUCACCAUGGAUUAUCCCUAUCCAAAAUUACUGAUUGACACCACCAGUGCUCCAAAAGACUUUAAAGUUUAUGGAAUUAAAUUAAUACCGCAAGUCUCAAAGUAUGAAUUGGGUCAUUUUACCUUUACCCCUAGUAAUAAAACUUCCACAACUUAUUUUAUAAAUGCUACUCAAAAAAUUUUCCAUGAAUAUGUUGAACUUAAAAUACUUAAUAAUCAUGGGCAUCCUAACUACACAUGCAUCUACAGAUUUCGUGUACAUGGGAAAGAAAAACACUGAAAUUAAUUAAUUUUAAGCACAUGUUUCUUUAACUUUUUAAUACUUAAUUAGUUUACCGUUUUUUUUAAACAUUAAUAAAUGUAUAAGGUAUAUUGAAUACCCUUAGGAAUUGAUAAAUCCUUUUAAUUUACUUAGGCAGUUAUGAUUUUUUUUUGGUAAGGAAGGUACUUUGUGCGACAUCUG